Messenger RNA from Cicer arietinum (chickpea), 2513 nucleotides. RefSeq names its product protein RTF1 homolog. Gene Ontology annotation, molecular function: DNA binding; RNA polymerase II C-terminal domain phosphoserine binding. Gene Ontology annotation, cellular component: Cdc73/Paf1 complex. The record is from RefSeq and is a predicted model, not a curated record. Lineage: Eukaryota; Viridiplantae; Streptophyta; Magnoliopsida; Fabales; Fabaceae.
CCACAUAAUUAGGUUUCUUGCUACUGUUUUCACUCUCACUUGUAUCGUCUCUACCCUUUCACCCAAACCAUCCCGACUUUGCCUUCCGACACCGUUUUCCGGCAACCCUCCACCGGCCUUUCUUCUUUCUCAAUCGUUUAGUUCUGGACAGGCCCUAUAUGGCGGAUUUAGAAAAGUUGCUUUUGGAGGCUGCUGGCAGAAACAUACAUUCUCUCACACCUUCAAGAAGAAAGCGCCGCGGAGAAUUUUUGGAUGGUGGGAGUGAUUCUGGAGAUGAUGAUUCUGACGAUGAUGGUGAUGAUCAUGGUUAUCGAGGAAGAAAGCCCUCUGCCACUCAGGUUCCUCUUAAGAAGAGAUUUGAAACGUCGGGAAAAGAUGAUGAUGUUAGUGGUGAUGAUGAUGGUUCUGAUCGCGAGGGGGAUAGCAGUGAGGAUUCUGAUGUUGGUGAUGAUCUUUAUAAGGAUGAGGAUGACAGACAGAAACUUUCUGAGAUGACUGAACUUCAAAGAGAGAUGAUAUUGUCGGAUAGGGCUUCCAAGAAAGAUGAUAAAGAUUUUUUGGGGAAGAUAGCAUCGAAGCGCGAGAAGGGAGCGAAGGCAACUCUAUCCAGAAGAGAGUCUCCACCGCCACCCCUUCUGUCUUCUCGUGUGCGAGCAUCUGCAAGAUCUGCUGACAGGUCGGCUGCCAAGGAUGGUGCAUUAAAUGAACUGCGGGCAAAGCGGUUGAAACAGCUAGAUCCAGAAGCAAAACUCAAGCUGAAAGAGGGGUCUAAAAGUGGAGGACGGGGGCUUUUUUCGCUAAAAGGGAAACCGUUUGCAUCAACAGGUCUUAGUAGCUCAAGCCAUAGCGAUAGUGAUAGUAGGUCCCGUAGUGAUGAUGAAGGUUCAAAUGGAGAUGGAGGGAUUAUUGACAGUGAUGAUGACAGGAUAAUGACUGGUUCUGGAUUUGAAGUGCCUUCAUUUGAAGACAUAAAAGAAAUCACCAUCCGAAGGUCGAAACUUGCAAAAUGGUUUAUGGAGCCUUUUUUUGAGGAGUUAAUUGUUGGUUGUUUUGUUAGAGUUGGUAUUGGUAGGUCAAAGACUGGACCUAUCUACAGGCUCUGUAUGGUGAAAAAUGUUGAUGCCUCAGAUCCUGAUCGGCAGUAUAAAUUAGAUAAUAAAACCACAUACAAGUACUUGAAUGUUGUCUGGGGAAAUGAAACAUCUGCUGCUAGGUGGCAAAUGGCAAUGGUUAGCGAUUCUCCUCCUCUUGAGGAGGAGUUUAAACAGUGGGUUAAGGAAGUAGAGCGAAGUGGUGGCAGGAUGCUGAUGAAGCUAGAUGUGAUGGAAAAAAACCAAGCCAUACAGAAGAUCAAUAGUUUUGUUUACUCCGCAGCUACUGUGAAGCAGAUGAUAGAAGAAAAAAAAUCGAACUCACGGAGGCCACUAAAUGUUGCCGCUGAGAAGGAUCGGUUGAAAAGGCAAUUGGAAAUAGCAGAAAGCAAGAAAGAUGCAGCUGAAGUAGAGAAGAUCAAGACAAGACUGCAAGAAUUGGAGGCAUCCCGGAAAACACAGGCAAAGGAUGCCAAGGCUUUGAGGCUUUCUGAGAUGAACAGAAAGAACAGGUUUGAGAACUUCAAAAAUGCUUCUGAAUUGAAGCCAGUAAAUAAAGGUUUGAAAGCAGGGGAGGCAGGUUAUGAUCCUUUUUCAAGGAGAUGGACUAGAUCAAGAAACUACUAUAAUGCAAAACAAGCUGAAGAGGCUGCAGCUGGAAAUAAUAGUUCUGGCGGGGCAGUUGGUGAUAGAGGCAGCAAUGGGGUGGGAGCAACUGUUGCUGGGGAGGCUGGCGUCGUGGCCACCGCUGAGGCUUUGGAAGCUGCUGCUGAUGCUGGGAAGUUAGUUGACACAAGAGCUCCAGUGGAUCAAGGAACUGAGUCAAAUUUUCUGCACAAUUUUGAGCUACCAAUAUCACUAACCAUACUCCAAAAGUUUGGUGGAGCACAGGGAGUUCAUGCAGGGUUUAUUGCAAAAAAGCAGAGAAUAGAAGAAAUUGUUGGAUUUCGAGUUCCAGAAAAUGAUGGAAAGAGUCAUAUGCUGACAUUGACAGUUAGUGAUUACAAGAGAAGAAGAGGGCUUCUUUAAAAUUUGUUGAAGUGUUUACAAGGUUACUUUGGUUUGUAUUAUCUGCAGCAAUGUUUUGCAACUGAUCAAGUUUUCAAUUGAGAACUGCAACUUGGUCGAGCCUCAAAGAUAGCAGGUUCAGUAUGUGGGUGGUUAAAGAUGCUCGUUUCUGAAACUCUUUUUUGCAAGCCACUGUCCGAGAUAAACCCCUUAGGAUUUAAGUUUAGAUUUAUGUCUAACUUAUAAAUUUACUCUUUAGUGCAACAUAGGUUUUUUCCAAAGACUUUUCCAGUUGCUUUUUUUACUAAGUUUCAAUGCACUGGACUUAAGUAUAUGCAUAUAAUAAUUGUACUCAUUGAUAGCAAUAUUGAUGCGUAAAUUGAGGCUUUUAAAGGCCCAACCUGGUAUACAAUA